AAAAAAAAAAAAAAUUAAAAAAAAACUCAUCAGUAAUCAUAGUUUACACACUCAGUAAUCAGUUUAUGAAUUUUGUCACAUUGUAAACAAAUGGACUAGAAGUUAUCGACAAAAUGCAAAAAAAUGAUGUGUCUAUGUCAAUAGAAAUUCCAUACAAAUUGUAUAAAGCUGAUGCUGGUGGAUAUAAGUUUAUUUUAAAACCAAAUUUACAACUAGAAAAUCAUAAUUACCAACCUGCUCUUUAUCUAAUCGACAAACAUUGUCCACAUGACAAACUGUAUGAGAUUCAAUUUGAUUAUGCUAAGCACACAGUUUAUAUUACAACUGGAGAAGGAAUACUCACUAGCCUACCACUUCCAGAAGAGUUCUCAGAUUUAAAUGAGGUGGAGGUUUGGAUGACAUGGAUUAAAAAAGAUAUAUGUGUGGGAACAAAGAAUAAGACAUUUUUUACAUACCCUAGGAACAUCACUGGUGGUAAAUCGGCUGAUAAAUUUAUUGGAUAUAUAAAAUUUGAAACUAAUUAUGGUUUUGAUUGGAAGGUCCAUGAAUCUCCAGAAGUGUAUAAAAUGCCCCUAGAAAAAAAUUUAAAAGGAGGGAAAUUGCAUUGGGUAGCUAUUGAUGAUCACAAGUUACCACAAGAUGCAAUGAUAGGUGGAUUUGAGAAGAAUCCAAUAUAUAUAGCUAGAGCUAUGUAUCAAGGGUCACUCUGUCCUGGAAAAUAUGUGCCUGAAGAAGGAAAAGCUUAUGUAGCUUGGGGUGGAGAGGAACAUGAGAAAAGCAAUUUUCAGAUACUAUGCGGAUAUAAUGCUAAGUGGGUGCUAUGUUCCGAUGACAAUAUCCCAGAAAAUGCAUUUGUUGCUGGCACAUCAGAAAUACAAAAUGAACCACUAUAUAUAGGAAGAGCUUUUAUUGAUUAUAAGUUAAUAGUGGGUAAAGUUCACAUGCUGUAUAAGACAUGCUAUUUGCCAUAUCAAGGUGAAGAAAUAGAAGUGCAAGAUUAUGAAAUAUUACUUGAUUUAAGCAUUAAACCAAGAGGUUAUCCUUGUCGUGGAAAGUGUAAAGUUAAUGUCUUCAACAAGGACCGAACAUGUAUUUAAACAAUAAUUAAAUGUUUUAUUAAUUCAAUGAAAACAUAAUAUAGUAUUGUAUGUGGACUCUAUUUACGCACUUUGACGCUAAAUAGGUCCGUUGUACGUGAAGUCCUAGCAAACUAAGCCAGCCUUACUCCUUCCAAAAGCACAGAAGCUUCUUGGGCACUUCGCAGGCUUCACGGGGCGACCUCACUGAUCCAAGGAUUAUAAUAUAUAAUUUUUGUUAAUAUUUUAACUAUAAAGUCUAAAAACAGACAGUGCCUUUAUAUGAAUUAAGAUCUUACAGUACAAUUAUGCAAUUUAAAGUAAUGUUUAUGCCCAAUCAGUGGAUUGUCUUAUCUCAGGAAAGGUUAUUUACUUCAUAUAUAUGUAAACAAUACUUGUGCAUUUAAUAUGUUAUUGUAAAAGAUGAUUUUCUUAUGUGUGAUUCUACAUUUUGCUUUUUAUUGAACACUUUCAUACUUUUGAUUUAUUGGCAAGUUGAUUAAUACAUCUUUAAAUUUGGGGAAAAUCUGGAAAUCUACUUGAUUCACUUCUGCAUUCAAUCCAAUUUUCUAAACUCCCAAUGCUAGUGCCGAAGUUUUCCCAAAAGAUUUCUAGUGCCGUCGAUAACAACAUAGAAAUUUGAGUUUACGGAUUUUAUACCUACUUGUAUCUGAGCUUCAAACGAUCCUUUUAUUUUCAGUGGUGUAGAGCUACCAUAAGCCAUAAAUGUAACAUCGGGUUUUGGGAGUUGAUUAUACACUUUAACUCGGUUUUUCUUUCCCAAGUUCUUUCCGUAAUCAAAUUCCGUUUGCAGACCGAAUCAAUCAACAUCUUACUUUGUACUCUUCCAAUUGUGUAAGUGCAAUUAAUUUCCACAUCGUCAUCAAUAUGAAAAACAUACUCAGUUUCUCCUUCUUUAUGUACUGCGUUGUUAGAAGAGUCACCCACUUGAUUAACUUGCAUUCUUCUUCCUGUCGAAACGACCUUUCUUUUGUUCACGUCUAUAUUCUCUUUCCGUUUCAAGGUCUGUUUCGUUCGGCAGUAUUGUCUGAAAUGCCCCUAAAGACCACACUUUAAGCAUUCUUUAUCCCUUGCUGGGCAUUUCGUAUCAUUUCCAGAAUAUCUAGGAUUACCACAUCUACCGCAUCCAUGUUGAACAUUUCUUGAUGUAUCAAAGUUCCUUUGAAAUUUACUAUCUAUCCUGUUUACUUCUUCACUCGCGUUUGAUUUUAGAGGGUUUUUAAACUCUUCUAAUUGUUUAUUAACAACUCCAAGAUUAUUUGCUUCGGUGAUUACUUGUUCUAUUGUAAUUUCAUCUCCAAACCGUAAUAUCUUUUUCCUCAGUUCGGGUAGGAAACAUUUUUCCGUUAUU
This is a messenger RNA of Pieris rapae (cabbage white), 2448 nucleotides long. RefSeq lists its product as uncharacterized. The record is from RefSeq and is a predicted model, not a curated record. The coding region runs from base 114 to 1097 and encodes 327 amino acids. The transcript is spliced from 5 exons. NCBI's taxonomy places the organism in Eukaryota, Metazoa, Arthropoda, Insecta, Lepidoptera, Pieridae.